AUGUGGAGGCUGAAGGUUGCAGACGGAGGAAAAGAUCCACACAUAUUCAGCACUAACAAUUUCACAGGGAGACAAAUAUGGGAGUUUGAUCCUAACGCAGGCAAUGAAGAAGAACGAGCUCAAGUUGAAGCAGCUCGUCAAGAUUUCUAUGCAAAUCGUUUCAAGGUUAAGGCCUGUGCUGAUCGACUUUGGCGAUUUCAGGUUAUGAGGGAAAACAAUUUUAAACAAACAAUACCUUGUGUGAAAAUAGAAGAAGAGGAAGAGAUUACAUCUCAGAAACAGAAAGUUACUAUCACAUUCAAGAGGGCUGCUCAUUAUAUAUCGGCACUACAAACUGUUGUGCUCCUCUCUUUUACAUUUCUCCUUUCGUAAGUUCAACUUACUUUAUAU
Messenger RNA from Cajanus cajan (pigeon pea), 390 nucleotides. NCBI's taxonomy places the organism in Eukaryota, Viridiplantae, Streptophyta, Magnoliopsida, Fabales, Fabaceae. The record is from RefSeq and is a predicted model, not a curated record.